Messenger RNA from Cladophialophora bantiana CBS 173.52, 1233 nucleotides. RefSeq lists its product as uncharacterized. Lineage: Eukaryota; Fungi; Ascomycota; Eurotiomycetes; Chaetothyriales; Herpotrichiellaceae. The transcript has a single exon. The record is from RefSeq and is a predicted model, not a curated record. Bases 1 to 1233 code for a protein of 410 amino acids.
AUGGCGCCCUCUCCGCCAGCAGUCACCGAUGGGUCGAAGACAUGGUCGCCGUCGCACUUGUUCUUCAGCGACAACCAUGGCGGCACAACGCCAGAAAUCUGGGACAAAAUCCACACGCACCUCAAGGCCAAUGAGUUUCGAGAAGCAAUCGCAGCGGCCUUUGAACUGAGCCAGGGCGACAACUUCACGUACCAUGCCAAUGCGUCGGUCAACCUCGGUCAAGCGGAGGCAGCCAUCCGCGCCGGGAGGACGAACGGCUUGCAUGGUUGGUACGUUGAAACAACCGCUUCUGCUACCGAUUUGAACAACAACGAUGACGACUCAGCAUCGAGGACGAUCCCAGGACAGCCGUCGUUACGAAUAUCAGGCUACCCGCCUACAGCAGACAUCCAGGCCUACAUCUCGCUAUUCGAUCCGACAAAAUCUGCCGCCAACAGUCUGAAAUCUCUGUUGGCAAACGCCAAAAAGGGCUCGCUUCGCGCGACGGUGGCGGAAUAUCUCCUCAGCAAACGCUACCUCGAUCCCUCGAUCAGUGUGCCAAAAUUCAAGAUCCCUCCUGCUGCUGCUGCUCAAGAUGGGCACAACCACUCCAAGAUGACACAGCACGAAAACCCGUCGCUGGAUUUCUGGGCCUAUUCCUGCGUGGCGCUCGAGUACACGGGACCCAACGCCAGGACGGCGCUGGUCAAGACCUCGCACCACGUCCUGCCCGUGUACAUGCACCAUUUUGGGUGCGUGUGCCCAUCAUGGGAAUCACUCCAGAUCAUCGCGAAACUGGCCUCUGGCGGCAGCGUGCUCGACAUGGGUAGUGGAAACGGGUACUGGACACUCAUGCUGCGUCGGCUGGGUCUGAGCGUCGUCGCCGUCGACAGCGGGCAGUCACGAUGGCGCACCGUAUGGAUCCCCGACACGGUCGUCACGGACGGGAUCACGUACCUGCGCAAACGCGCCGGCUGCCCCGACAGCCUGCUCCUGCUCGUCUACCCCAUCGUCGGCGCUGGCGGCGGCGGAGAGUUCACACGCAAGGUCAUCGACGCAUACACGGGCGACGUCGUCUGCGUGGCCGGCACGCAGAACGGCAACGGCUACACCGGCUUCAAGGACAUGAUGAUCGAUGAGUACAUGCACAGAGAAAAGCCCGCGUGGGAAAAGGUCGCGCAGGUGCCACUGCCGAGUUUUGCCGGCAAGGACGAUGCCUUGUUUGCGUUUCGGCGCAAGAAAGAGAGUACAUAA